AGAAAUUCGUUUUGGCAGAGCUGAAAGAAACAGUACUAAAAUCACAUUCAAGAAAGAAAAAAAAACUUUCCAUAAAUUAUUACAAUUUAGGAAAAAAAACACAAACACAAAAAAUUUCUUUACUUGUUUGGUAAUAAGAGGAGAUUUGGCAUCCGGAGAGAGAGAGAGAGAGAGAGAGAGAGAGAGAGAGAGAAAGGGGAAGAAGAUGAUGGAGAAUCGGGUGGUGGUCGUCGUGGCUCUGCUUACAGUCUGCAUUAUAGGAUUCGAGCUUAGACCCAUCCAUGGAGCCACUGAUGCAUCAGACAUUUCAGCAUUGAACAUGUUGUUCACCAGUAUGAAUUCACCAGGACAGUUAACACAAUGGACUGCAUCACCAGCUGGUGAUCCUUGUGGUAAUGGUCAGAACUGGAGAGGCGUUACUUGCUCUGGAUCACGAGUUACUCAAAUAAAGUUAUCAGGUCUUGAGCUCUCUGGAACACUCGGAUUCCAGCUUGAUAAAUUGACUUCUCUUACAGAGCUUGAUCUAAGCAAUAAUAACCUUGGAGGUGAUUUACCAUAUCAGCUUCCUCAAAACGUGCAACGAUUGAAUCUUGCAAAUAACCAAUUCACUGGAGCUGUUCAAUACUCCAUUUCCAAUAUGGCAUCACUUAAGUAUCUCAAUCUUGCUCACAAUCAGUUGAAGGGGCAAGUAUCUGUGGACUUCUCCAAGCUCACCUCUCUUACAACCUUGGACUUCUCUUUCAACUCUUUCACCUUGUCUCUACCCGGAACUUUCACCUCUCUUACAAGUUUAAAAUCACUAUUCCUUCAGAACAAUCAGUUCUCAGGAACACUCAAUGUCUUAGCCGGUCUUCCCCUUGAGACCCUGAACAUUGCAAACAAUGACUUCACUGGCUGGAUCCCCAGUACCUUAAAGGGCAUUAAUUUAAUAAAAGAUGGUAACUCUUUCAAUAAUGGACCUGCACCUCCACCACCACCUGGUACACCUCCAAUCCAUCGCUCACCGAGCCAUAAAUCCGGAGGAGGUGCAAACCGUGAUUCCACCGGCAAUGGAGAUUCCAAGAAAUCAGGAAUUGGAGCUGGUGCUAUAGCAGGGAUAAUCAUUUCAUUACUAGUAGUUACAGCUCUUGUGGCUUUCUUCUUGGUCAAAAGAAGAAGAAGAUCAAAGAGAUCAUCAUCAUCAUCUAUGGACAUUGAGAAAACAGAUAACCAGCCUUUCACUCUUCCUCCAAGCGACUUUCACGAAGACAAUUCUAUUCAGAGUUCUUCAUCAGUUGAGACAAAGAAACUUGAUGCUUCCUUGUCUAUUAAUCUCCGGCCUCCACCAGCUGAUCGAUCAUUUGAUGAUGAUGUUAAGCCUAUAGUUGUCAAGAAAUCCACCGUGGCUGUUCCCUCGAAUGUGAGAGUUUACUCAGUUGCAGAUCUUCAGAUUGCUACUGCCAGUUUCAGUGUUGAUAAUCUUCUUGGUGAAGGGACUUUUGGUAGAGUAUACAGAGCUGAAUUUAACAAUGGAAAGGUUCUUGCUGUGAAGAAAAUUGAUUCAUCUGCUCUUCCACAUAGCAUGACCGAUGAUUUCACUGAAAUAGUAUCGAAAAUCGCCGUUUUGGAUCAUCCAAAUGUGACAAAGCUUGUUGGUUACUGUGCUGAGCAUGGACAACAUCUCCUGGUCUAUGAGUUCCACAGUAAAGGAUCGCUACAUGACUUGUUACACUUAUCUGAAGAAGAAAGCAAAGCAUUGGUGUGGAACUCACGAGUCAAGAUCGCUCUUGGAACUGCACGUGCACUAGAGUACCUGCAUGAAGUUUGUUCGCCAUCUAUAGUUGACAAGAACAUCAAAUCAGCUAAUAUUUUACUUGAUUCCGAGAUGAAUCCUCACUUAUCAGAUUCAGGUCUCGCAAGCUUCCUCCCCACAGCAAAUGAGUUACUAAACCAAACCGAUGAAGGGUAUAGCGCACCUGAAGUAUCAAUGUCAAGUCAAUACUCUUUGAAGAGUGAUGUUUACAGUUUUGGAGUAGUGAUGCUUGAACUUUUAACCGGGAGGAAACCAUUCGACAGCACAAGAUCAAGAUCUGAACAGUCACUGGUUAGAUGGGCAACACCACAGCUUCAUGACAUUGAUGCUUUAGGCAAAAUGGUUGAUCCAGCUCUUGAAGGACUUUAUCCUGUUAAAUCUCUCUCUCGAUUUGCCGAUGUUAUUGCUCUCUGCGUCCAGCCGGAGCCAGAGUUUAGACCACCAAUGUCUGAAGUUGUGCAGUCACUGGUUGUGUUAGUGCAGAGAGCUAACAUGAGCAAGAGAACUGUUGGAGUUGAUCCAACACAGCGCUCUGGUAGUGCUGAGACAACCAACGAUUACAUGUAAAUCUGUCACCACAGAAAGAAGAAAAAAAAAAGAACACUUUGCUCCAUAUGGAUGAAGUCAUUGUUUUAUUGUAAUAUGUUUGAUAAACCUUUUCACAGUAUAUUAUCCAUUGUAUUUGGUUGUAAUGUGUUUCCAAAUUUGUAGUUUUUAGAUCUUUGGCAUGAACAAUAUUCUUUCUA
Messenger RNA from Raphanus sativus (radish), 2538 nucleotides. Its product is annotated as protein STRUBBELIG-RECEPTOR FAMILY 6. The record is from RefSeq and is a predicted model, not a curated record. Lineage: Eukaryota; Viridiplantae; Streptophyta; Magnoliopsida; Brassicales; Brassicaceae. Gene Ontology annotation, molecular function: ATP binding; protein binding; protein kinase activity. Gene Ontology annotation, biological process: protein phosphorylation. The transcript has 15 exons. Bases 206 to 2359 code for a protein of 717 amino acids.